This is a messenger RNA of Pomacea canaliculata, 2486 nucleotides long. RefSeq lists its product as uncharacterized. Bases 813 to 1550 code for a protein of 245 amino acids. NCBI's taxonomy places the organism in Eukaryota, Metazoa, Mollusca, Gastropoda, Architaenioglossa, Ampullariidae. The transcript has 4 exons. The record is from RefSeq and is a predicted model, not a curated record.
CAUCGAUAUAUAUAUAUAGUCGAGAGUAGGUAGCCACCGACUACUGAACAUAAGUCAUUGAUUGCAGGACAUGUUUCUGUUUCUGCACCCUGGUAGGUAGAUCGAAAAACAGAUAAGUUCCAGUCUUCAUAUAAAAUAUUCACGAGGAUCAAACAUCUCAAGAACUUUGAGUGUAGCUUGAAGAACCUAGAAACCUAGAUCGCACAGCAAUUCUUUCUAAGACAAGCGACUAGUAUUUAGCAGUCAUCCAGUGUACUCGAUUUUAUUUGCGAUUACGUUGCUGGGGAGGAUAAACAUACACCACAGACAUAAAUAGGAGGCAGCCGACACAUACAGCAGCCACAGCAAAACACAGUCCAUGUGGAUAGUUUUGUUACAGUGGUAAGUCCUGGCUUUCACUGUUGUUUUUUCAGAACUCAAGCAGAUAGUUGGCUGGGUUAGACACAGUGGAAAUGAUUGUUACAGAAAUUUGGUGAACCCUCUAGGCAUUUUGAAAGAAAAAAGCAGAUAGCUAAUACAUUAUCAGUGUGAUAACCACUAAUCAAUGGAUCGGAACUCGUUGUUGGUCUUUUUGUUGUGUUUCAUUGAGAAUCUUAAAACAUUUUACAUAAGGGAUUAAAAGAACAGCUUAAGGAAAGUAGACAUCAGUUCCCAUUUCUUGAGCUUUCCUCAGUUUCUGCGCAAAAGCGUUGUCCUGGAACAGGAGGACAAAAAAAGGUCAGCAACAGAGAAUCUUUCUUACAAGAAGACAGCAGCACACAUCUGACGCCAGCCAUCACAUCAGGUGACACCGUCUACAUCUUACUCCAGCAAUGGGAUUCUUAUGUCUUGGGUGGGAUAGCAGUUGUCUAGCCUGCCUCCUGCUGCUGACCACGGUCUGUACGUGUGAGGGGGGAGGCAUGGAGGUGAGGACAUGGAGGAGGUUCUCUGCAGACAGCCAGGUGUACACCAUACAGACGUACUCCAGGCUGGUCACAGUGGCGUCUCGCAUCACGUGUGCUGACCUUUGCUCUCAGACCAGCGAAUGCCACGUCUUCUACUUCCGGUCGGACACUGGACUCUGCUUUUUGUCACCGACAUUUGAAAAGCGCGAGUUAGUGGCAUCUACACCAUUGACCCACGUCUACUCUGAUGGAGUCAUAUGUCCAUACAGUACCUACGAAAUGUUGGACAUGAUUUCGUGCGUGAAGCUGUACACAUCAGCAGAGGACAUCACUGUUGCCCGACAGGCCUGUGAGGCAGAUGGCGCUAAAAUUGUGACAUUGAAGACUGUGGACAAGUCGUCGUUGCUCUACACUUUUGUCGAGGACAGAGCAGGUGGACCUUUAGACAUAUGGCUGGAUGCGAGUGAUGCCGUUGAGGAAAACCACUGGGUCUGGGCUGAUGGAGGCACCCUUGACCUGACAGAUCCAAUGUGGGAUUCUACCGACCAAAAUGGUGGAAUCAGCGAAAACUGCUUGAUUGCCUAUUAUUUCCCAGGAAUCUACAACUACAGUGAUGUUCCCUGCGACUAUCGUUUACCGUAUGUGUGCGAAAUUUCUUUUAAGUAAGACUAACAAUAAGAUAUUCAGUCUCAUUUCAUUAUCUCGCAAACCCUGCCUCUCGCCACCCUGUGACAGAGAGGAUUUCCCUCAAUGUUACCCUCUACUUAUGGAUGAUAAAUUCUCUUUAUGUCGUCCCCGAUAAUAAUACAUGAAAAUAAGAUUCAAUGACAGGAUGUUACACUGUGAAAGGUAUUCAAAAUACGUUUAUAGUUACAUUCGUCCUUUUUUCUUCGUUUCUUCUUAUUCUUGUCCUCCUCUUCCACCAUCACAUAACCUCCAUUCAUCCUUUUCUUCGAUGCCAGCGUCUUAGUUAUCUUUAACUUUAUUUUUCGCCCUCAUAGGUCUAGAUUAGCUUAAGAUAUUUCUCACGAAUUAAUGUUACACAGAUUCCCUAGGAACAGCUCUUCCGUAUGAAAAAAAUAAUAUUGGAUCUGGUAGUUCAGUUGCAUAACUGUUGCCUCCUACAUCAUCAAGAUGGCUUUCGGUUAGUAAUUAUUUCUUUUGAGUGAUUGUUUUCCUUAUUUUCCUAUUUUAUUUAGUAUGUCUCUUAAAGUAUGCGGUAUAUGUCUUAUAUUAUUGUAUAGGUCUCAUACAUUGGAUGUAUUUGUGCUUUAUGUUUAUGUUUAAAGGUUUACAGAAAAUUUUUUUUGAAUUUGUGCUAUGUGAAAAAUCUCUGAUACAAUUCUUCAUUGUUCAAAAGGUUUUUCACAUAUUUUAACGCUUCUUUUCUUUAUUAAAUUCAAUAUUUUAAUUUAAAAAUACAUUGUAAUCAAUGAGCAUGGUUAGCACACUCUCUUAGCAUGCUUCUUGUUUUACCUAUUUACAGCAAUAAUAAAGAAAGACCCAACAAAUUUAUUCCUUUAUUCUUCUUCGCGGCAGAGAAUGAAGUCACGAUUCAGCCACAGCUGGAGGCAAGAAAUGGUUUCCUUUACCAAAUACUGA